Molecule: messenger RNA, 968 nt
Organism: Moneuplotes crassus
Lineage: Eukaryota; Ciliophora; Spirotrichea; Euplotida; Euplotidae
Source: the annotation of a GenBank genome assembly
CUUAAAAUUAUUAUCAAAAUUAUUACCAAAAUGGACCCAGAAAGCGACUGCAACAUCUGUCUCGAACGUAUCACAGAAGUAUACACUCUAAACUGCGGACACAUCUUCCACAAAGACUGCAUCACCAUCAUAAAAGACUCCAACCAACCCAAAUGUCCCACAUGAAGAGCCCCUAUUUCAAAGGACUUCCCGCUUAAAGUCUUCGUAAAAAUGGAACUUGAAAACGAAGAUGUAAGACUUGAGAAGUACAAAAAACUGUGCAGGAAGAAAGAUGAGGAAUUACAGAAGGAAAAAGAGGAAAAUGAACAGCUUGGAGACCAGAAUGAGAAGAUUGUUAAGGAGUUAGGAAAGAUUACAAGCGAGCAUAAUGAAAUUGUCGAGAAAAUGGAAGACUUUGAGAGAGAUAAUUAGCUUUCUAUGUGCUAAAAUAAAGGUUCUAAAUGAAUCGCUCUUGCAAGCGGAGUUGGAAAAGAACUCCAUGGCUAAGAAAUGAGACUGUCUCAAGAAAAGAGAUGCUAAAUAUAAACAAAUUAUCAGUGAAAAAAAUAAGAUUAUCAGUAACCUUGAAAGUCUCAGACGGAAGGAAGAACGAGUCAAGAAUUUGGAAAGACUCAUGCAAGAGAAUAAGCCAAAACAAAAAAGAAAGGAAUCCCAUGUGCCCACAACAAGUGAGGAGAGAGAACUCAUGUCAAAAUUUGAGAAAAAGCGAGCUCCUUUAAUCACAACUAGUAAUCUUCAAUUCAAAGGUUUGAACAAGACUAAGACAAAAAGCAACGGCACAAUUUCCUUUAAAAAUUGCUUCACAAAGCAACAAUUUAACAUCAAGAAGCCGGCUCCUCCUCAGAAGACAAAGGCAGCACUGAAGACUGGGAAAUUUACAGAUUCGGUAGACUCAGACAUCGACUUUGACGUCCUUGAAGAACUUCUCUCAGACUAAAUUAUUACUAUUUUCAAUAACUUUGCACAAU